AGAGUGCAGGCUGUGAGAGGAGCGCAGCAGAUCACAGUUCUGGGAUGCAGACCCUGGUGCUACUCCUCUGGACUGGAGCCCUGCUUGGGCACGGCAGCAGCCAGAAUGUCCCUGACAGCUCUCAGGAUUCCCCAGCCCCUGACAGCACCGGGGAGCCCGUAGUGGAGGAGGAUGACCCCUUCUUCAAGGCCCCCGUGAACAAGUUGGCAGCAGCUGUUUCCAACUUCGGCUACGAUCUCUACCGCCUGAGAUCCGGUGCUGUCUCAACCGGCAACAUUCUGCUGUCUCCUCUCAGCGUGGCCACGGCCCUCUCGGCCCUUUCCCUGGGAGCUGAACAGCGAACAGAGUCUGUCAUUCACCGGGCUCUCUACUACGACUUGAUCAACAAUCCUGACAUCCACAGCACCUACAAGGAGCUCCUUGCCUCUGUUACUGCCCCUGAGAAGAACUUCAAGAGUGCCUCCAGAAUUGUGUUUGAGAGGAAACUUCGAGUAAAAUCCAGCUUUGUUGCUCCUCUGGAGAAGUCAUAUGGGACCAGGCCCCGAAUCCUCACUGGCAACCCUCGCAUAGACCUUCAGGAGAUUAACAACUGGGUGCAGGCCCAGAUGAAAGGGAAAAUUGCCCGGUCUACAAGGGAAAUGCCCAGUGCCCUCAGCAUCCUCCUCCUUGGCGUGGCUUACUUCAAGGGGCAGUGGGCAACCAAGUUUGACUCGAGAAAGACGACCCUCCAGGAUUUUCACUUGGACGAGGACAGGACUGUGAGAGUCCCCAUGAUGUCAGACCCUAAGGCCAUCUUACGAUAUGGCUUGGACUCUGAUCUCAACUGCAAGAUUGCCCAGCUGCCUUUGACAGGAAGCAUGAGUAUCAUCUUCUUCCUGCCCCUGACGGUGACCCAGAACUUGACCAUGAUAGAGGAGAGCCUCACCUCUGAGUUCGUUCAUGACAUUGACCGAGAACUGAAGACUAUCCAAGCUGUGCUGACUGUCCCCAAGCUGAAGCUGAGCUAUGAAGGCGACGUUACCAACUCUUUGCAGGACAUGAAGCUACAGUCCUUGUUUGAGUCCCCUGACUUCAGCAAGAUUACCGGCAAACCUGUGAAGCUCACCCAAGUGGAACACAGGGCAGCUUUUGAGUGGAAUGAGGAGGGGGCAGGGACCAGCUCUAACCCAGACCUCCAGCCUGUCCGCCUCACCUUCCCGCUCGACUAUCACCUUAACCGACCGUUCAUCUUUGUUCUGAGGGACACGGACACGGGGGCCCUCCUCUUCAUAGGCAGAAUCCUGGACCCCAGCAGCACUUAAUGUCCCAGUGCGCUACAGAAAACCCCAGAGGGAGGGAGGACUGAUUACACAUUCCAGGAAGGUGGCCGAUAGCUUCAAUGUAGCCUCUGCAAUAAAAGAGCUUUUCCUUAA
Molecule: messenger RNA, 1412 nt
Organism: Rattus norvegicus (Norway rat)
Lineage: Eukaryota; Metazoa; Chordata; Mammalia; Rodentia; Muridae
Gene: Serpinf1
Product: serpin family F member 1
Exons: 8
Coding region: 45-1301 (418 amino acids)
Biological process (GO): positive regulation of neurogenesis; negative regulation of angiogenesis
Cellular component (GO): extracellular region
Molecular function (GO): serine-type endopeptidase inhibitor activity
Source: RefSeq, marked provisional